AUUUCUUUCUUUCUGAGAAUAAGAAUAGUUAUUGGCCAUGGCAGAGAGGAAACUUCUCCAAAGAGAUAGUGACGAUGAAGGGUCGUUGCUGUCUAAACUGGGGACAGACAGCCCGAAACCCAGGGUCAAAUUCGGCGGCAUGUUCUGCAACGUGGAAGGCGCUUAUGAGAAUAAAACGUUAAAUUUUGAGUCGUACAACAGCAGCCCCCAGUCUGUGAGACGGCAUGUUAAGAUUAAGAACGAGGAGAAAUGCUGGUCGGAUACUUUCAGUGACACCGGGAGUGUGAGUAACUUCUCGUCGGUCAGUGAGACCAGACCAAGUGGAGACAGAGCAGUUGGGACCGAAACCGGCUCCUCCCGGAGUCAAAUCGUUUACCAGACUGGACCUGGACACAACCGUGAGCACAAUGGAAAACGGGAGACUGAUCGCCUCAUUAUCAAAGGAGGAAAGAUCGUUAAUGACGACCAGUCUUUCUACGCAGACGUCUAUGUGGAGGAUGGCUUCAUCAAGCAGAUUGGUGAGAACCUUUUAGUUCCAGGAGGGGUGAAGACGGUUGAUGCCUACGGACACAUCGUGAUCCCCGGUGGCAUCGAUGUGAACACCAGCCUCCAGACCUCCCAGCUGGGAAUGAGCCCUUCAGAUGACUUCUACCACGGGACCAAGGCUGCCCUGGCAGGGGGCACCACCAUGAUCAUUGACCAUGUGGUCCCCGAGCCUGGUGCCAGCCUCCUGGGGGCCUACGACCAGUGGAAGGACAUAGCAGACAGGGGGUCCUGCUGUGAUUACUCUCUCCACAUGGACAUCACCCGCUGGCACGACGGACUCUUUGAAGAGAUGGAGAGCCUGGUGAAGAAUAAAGGAGUCAAUUCCUUCUUGAUCUUCAUGGCAUACAAGGACAAAUUCCAGAGCUCAGAUAGUCAGAUGUAUGAGAUGUUUGGUAUCAUUAGAGACCUGGGGGCCAUCGCUCAGGUUCACGCUGAGAACGGUGACAUCAUUGACGAGGAGCAGAAGCGACUACUGGAGCUGGGGAUCACUGGGCCUGAGGGACAUGUGCUGUGUCACCCAGAGGAGGUGGAGACAGAGGCAGUGUACCGGGCCAUCACCAUCGCCAAGCAGGCCAACUGUCCUCUCUACAUCACCAAGGUGAUGAGCAAGUCGGCUGCUGAUGUCAUCGCCAAGGCCCGGAAGAAGGGCAUGGUGGUUUAUGGCGAGCCAAUCACAGCCAGCCUUGGGACAGACGGAUCACACUAUUGGAGUAAGAACUGGGCUAAGGCAGCAGCGUUCGUCAUGUCCCCGCCCCUCAGCCCAGACCCCAGCACCCCUGACUACCUCAACUCCUUGCUUUCCUGUGGAGACCUUCAGGUGACGGCCAGUGGCCACAGCACCUUCUCGACGGCCCAGAAGGCUGUUGGGAAAGACAACUUCACCCUCAUCCCUGAGGGAACUAACGGCAUCGAGGAGAGGCUAUCCAUCGUCUGGGAGAAGGCUGUGGCGACAGGCAAAAUGGAUGAGAAUGAGUUUGUUGCGGUGACGAGCACCAACGCUGCCAAGCUGUUCAACCUGUAUCCUCGUAAAGGAAGGAUCGCUGUGGGGUCAGACGCAGACAUCGUGAUCUGGAACCCCAAGGAGACCAAGACCAUCUCAGCCGCGACCCACGCACUGACAGUGGAGAUUAACAUCUUUGAGGGCAUGGAGGUCCGGGGAGCCCCGGUUGUGGUGCUCAGCCAGGGGAAGAUCGUCCUGGAGGGGGGAAAGCUGAACGUCACAGAGGGCUCUGGACGCUUCGUACCCAGAAAGGCUUAUCCUGACUUCAUCUACAAGAGGAUCAAAGCACGCAGCAAGAUGGCUGAUGCCCGUGGCGUCCCCCGAGGGAACUAUGAUGGACCGGUCCAUGAUGUCAUCAGCAUGACUAAGUCAGUGCCGGCCACUCCCUCCAGCAGGGGGCCCCAGUGCCCAGGGAAGGGCCCCCUUGGCCCCACCAGGAACCUGCACCAGUCUGGUUUCACCCUAUCCGGUAUGGGAACUCAGAUUGACGACCACAUCCCACGACGCUCAGCACAGAGGAUCGUGGCGCCACCCGGUGGCCGCUCCAAUAUCACCUCCCUGUCGUGAACCUGGGAGCUCCUUGCUCCUCACGUCUGCUGUAGGGAGAAAAAUAAAUCAACUACUGUAGCAACAACCAACGACAUCAACCAAAACAAAUCUCACCCGGCUUCCAGAACUAAACUCAACAGUGAAACCUGAACAUGCAAUCCUCUUCUCAGAUACAACUGUAAAACAGUAUACAGAUUAGAACUACAUUUACCACAAGUAGUUACCACCAGUAUACAGCAUAGAACUACAAAUACCACUAGUAGUUACCAGUCAUUCUAUUUCUAUGGUAGACACACCAACUGAUAAAACCCACCAUCUUAGUACUUUGAUCUGUUAUCCUUUAUCAAUAUUGUGAUCAAUUCCUCAAUCAAUUUAUCUCAUCACCCAUCAAUAGUCAACUGUCCCUGUCAGAUCUCCAUAGCAUGCAGCUUAAACAGUCUCUGUCUCCUCAGUCAGACAACCGUCUCUCUCAUCGUCUCCUCAGCUUCACUAUAGCUUUACUAACAUGGUGAUACAUGAGUCCUAGAUGAAAGUAGUUCUCUUUAGACCACCGAAUGCCUCUCAGCUCUCUCUCUCUCUCUCGUCGUAGUGAUGCCUGCUUCUGCUUUCGCUUCAGUGCUUCUAAGAAACUCUGUAGUUGAGUCCAACAUGGAACUCUAUUCCCUAGAUAGUGCACUAGAGGACAAAAGUAGUGCGCUAUCUAGGGAAUAGAGGGCCAUUUCAGACUGACGCGAACUUGUUGUCUCUCUCUGGUGUUAUUUAGUCAUGGCUGUAGGCUAUUUAGACUUCAUCUUACCGUCUCUUACUGUUAUGCAUGACUUUUCCUCUUCAUCGUUACUCAUUACAAAUACAACAAGGAAAAUAAGUGCGUAUUACUGUUACUGUGAACAGACUGUAGGGACAGUCCUCUAGUCACACUUGUCUUACUAUUAUUAUCAUGUUUUAUCCCAAUGCAGGUGAGCUAACUUUGCUUCCAUGGUAUAUUCAGUCAGGAUAAGAACUUCACCAAUCUUUCUAUUCAGUCAGAAUAAGAACUUCACCAAUCCUUCUAUUCAGUCAGAAUAAGAACUUCACCAAUCCUUCUAUUCAGUCAGAAUAAGAACUUCACCAAUCCUUCUAUUCAGUCAGAAUAAGAACUUCACCAAUCCUUCUAUUCAGUCAG
This is a messenger RNA of Oncorhynchus tshawytscha (Chinook salmon), 3257 nucleotides long. RefSeq names its product dihydropyrimidinase like 4 (gene dpysl4). Gene Ontology annotation, cellular component: cytoplasm; cytosol. The coding region runs from base 38 to 2113 and encodes 691 amino acids. Gene Ontology annotation, molecular function: hydrolase activity, acting on carbon-nitrogen (but not peptide) bonds, in cyclic amides. Lineage: Eukaryota; Metazoa; Chordata; Actinopteri; Salmoniformes; Salmonidae. The transcript has 14 exons. The record is from RefSeq and is a predicted model, not a curated record.